Octodon degus (degu) is the source of this 3074-nucleotide messenger RNA. It is a transcript of the gene Ttc31, whose product is annotated as tetratricopeptide repeat domain 31. The record is from RefSeq and is a predicted model, not a curated record. NCBI's taxonomy places the organism in Eukaryota, Metazoa, Chordata, Mammalia, Rodentia, Octodontidae. Gene Ontology annotation, molecular function: protein binding.
CCCUGCCAGCGGGCUGGUGUCAAAUGUUAGACUUUCACUUUCGGGUUACUGUUGACUGGAGAUGGCGCCGGUUCCGAAGACUGUGGGGAGAGUCAAACUAGACUGCCCUCUGCGGCCCGGCUGCCCGCUGGGGGUCGCUGCUGUCCCCAGACUCUGCAAAGAAUUUGGUCCCAAGGACUGCGGAGAAGAGGAUGUAGUGGAUUUUCUUCACCAGCUUAUAGAGAAUGAUCCCCAGGGCCUGCACCAGAUUCCUGUGGAUGGGAGCAGCGGGCAGCUGCAGCAGUGGCACCAUGGUGGGGCGUGCAGGACCCCGGAUCAAGGCUGGAGCCCUGGGAGUGACAGGGGCAAAGGGUCUGAGGGCCUGGGCACCUGCUGUGGUCUCCGAAAGUCCUUCCUUUGCCCUUUUCAAAGGUCUGACUCCUGCCCUCAAAGCCCCUCUGCAUCUCCAUCCUUUUGUAGUGUCUCAGACAGCCUGCUGAAGGUGACCAUACUCCAGAAGCUCCUGGUGACUGAAGAGGAAUCCAACUGCCUGGCUGAGGAGCUGGUGGCUGAGGAGGAGGAGCGCAUGAAACAGAAAGCAGAGAAGAAAGGAUACAAGAAGAAGGUGUUUGGGAGUAGAAGGAGGGGAACCCAGAGGGAGUUGGAGAAGGGAAACAGGCAAUGUCAGAAAGAAAGAAAGCAACAGGAGCGCUUGGAGCAGGACAGCAGGGAGCCCAAGGCUACGGUUAUGCCAGAGGAAGACGAGAGCCCCCCAGCCAGCCCUGGAAACACAGCUCAGGGACAGUGUGGUGAGGGAGAGAACUUACUGGAUCUAUCUAGCAGUUUUGUGUCUCUGGCUUUGUGCAAGGUUGGGGUUUGGCUCCCAAGUACCCACUGAGAGAAGGGACCAAAGCAGGAGCCCCAAAUCAAGGACCAGGGCCUGCAGGAGAACAUGGGCCAAAAGGAAAGGAACCCCCCAAGAGAGGAAUGACCCAGGCAGUGUCCUGAGGCACAGGCAGCUCUGGGAUGGCUGGCAGCUGCCUCACAGCAGAGCCAGGAGCUGGCAAAGUUGGGUACUAGCUUUGCUUAAAAUGGUUUCUACCAUGAAGUGGUUAUUCUUUUCACUCAGUCCUUGAAACUCAACCCCCAAGACCACCGGUUAUUUGGAAAUCGUUCCUUCUGCCAUGAGAGGCUGAGGCAGCCGGCAUGGGCCCUGGCAUAUGCCCAUGUGGCCCUUACCCUACAACCUGGCUGGCCCAGGGGCCUCUUCCGCAUGGGCAAAGCCUUGAUGGGACUGCAGCGCUUUGAGGAAGCAGCUACCAUGUUCCAAGAGACUCUGAGGUGCGGGUACCAGCCAGAUGCAGCCUGGGAACUCCACUCUUGCCUUCUCUAGCUUGCCUGGCAGGAUCAAUGAAGAAGAAUCUGUGUGCCACCUGGAUGGACUGGGGUCCCCUCGUCACUUCCCCAUCUUGAGCCAGGAGACUCUGGCCUGUUCUCCAGUCAGAGUGUGGCUUCAAGGGCCCCAGGGCUUCUGUCUCCACCCUUGUAUUGUCCUGCACAUCCUCUGAGCCAGCCUAGCUGGCCUUUCCUCAACCAGACUCAGAUCAGAAGACCCCACCCUCUUCAUCUCCAGGGCCCCUGAAAGGGCUGGGGCAUCCAGAGUCUUGGGCGUGGGCAUUUACCUCAGGCCAGAUAAGGGAGGCUCCUUCUCUCCUGGUGAGGCCAUAUGUGCAUCUUACACAGAUAGGGAACACUGUGUGCUGAUGGUUUACUGUGUACUUUGAGACCCUGUACUCUAAAUCCAAAUUAAGAGCUGGAUGUGGUUAUGCAUGCCUGUAAUCCCAGCAGUUGGGAGGCUGAAGCAGGAUGCCACUGAUGUGAGUUUGAGGCCAGCCUGAGUUACAGUGACUUCAAGCAUUCUAUCCUGAAUUACAAAAACAAGGCCAUCCUGGAUUACAAAAGAAGACAGACAAAUUCCUUAUUAAAUGUACCCCCGCAGGCAAUGCUUUUGCCCAGGAGAAUCUUCUCAAGGGAGAAGGGAGCCCCGCAUCCACUGAAACAUCCUUUCUUUGGUUCUCAAGCAGAUAGCUUCUUCUGGGGGCAGUAAAGAAACAGAAACAGAGCUCAAGGCUGAAGAUGGGGAGCUGCCUAGUGCUCUGAAGGCUAAGGCAGGAGGUUCACAUGUUCAAGGCCAGCCUGGGCAACUUAGUGACUUAGCAAAACCCUAUCUCAAAAAUAUGCUGGCAAUGCAGCUCAGCACCAAGGUGCGAGGAUCCAUCCCCGGUGCUCAGCACUGUGGGGGUGGGGGAGGCUGCAGUGUGCAGAAGUUCGGGUUUUGGGAUGAGAGAGCCAGCAAGUUUCAUCUGGGACUUAAGGUGCUUAAAUCAGGUGGAGCUGUGUGCUCAAGGAUGGGGUGUCUGUCAGGUAGUAAAUAAAACUUGAGUGCCACCCUUCAGCAGCCUGGUGCAUGCUCGCCUCUCCCUGGGCCCCAUUCUUGCCAUUUUCUCUGGCCACAGUCCCCAGUUUGCUGCUAGCUCCUUGUGCGUUUUCUGGCCAUGCUGCUGUGUACAGUCUGACCCCUCCUUCAUCGAGUGGUCUGAUGCCAGCCUCCUCCACUGAUGGUUAGAAUUACUUUCUGUGUAAGAAUUAGGGUCUCCUUCUGGCUUAAGAUCCUGGCAGCCUCCCUUAGUUGGAUCCUUCCUGGCCGUGGCUAGGACUCUACACCCACUGAAGACCUGUAUCCCACCCAACCUUUCGUGAGGACAAAUGCUUUUGCCCUAUAAGUCUUGCCCAAUCUGAUUUGCACUUGGAGAGAGAUGUUGAAACAUCCCUCAUAUACAACUUCCCGUGAUCUUUCUUACUGUUUAUGGUUUAGGCUCCUUAAACACUAGCAAGAUGAAGUCUGCCAUUACUAGUUGUAUCAUUUUGGUCAGCUAUCAAUAUUUAAGCCUCAGCUUCCUCAUCUGUAAAAUGGGGGACUCUCUACCUCACAGGGCUGUUGUGUAAUAAAGUAAUAAAAUACCUACAAAGUGCCUGGUACACAGUGGGUGCUAACAAGUUUUGCCUGUCAACUGUCUUACGUGUCUGAGAUCAUA